Molecule: messenger RNA, 1845 nt
Organism: Magnusiomyces paraingens
Lineage: Eukaryota; Fungi; Ascomycota; Dipodascomycetes; Dipodascales; Dipodascaceae
Exons: 1
Coding region: 1-1845 (614 amino acids)
Biological process (GO): arginyl-tRNA aminoacylation; mitochondrial translation
Cellular component (GO): cytoplasm; mitochondrion
Molecular function (GO): ATP binding; arginine-tRNA ligase activity
Source: RefSeq, a predicted model, not a curated record
AUGGCUGAUAUUACCUCACUUACACAAAAGCUGAAUGCUUUUGGCAUUUCUGAGCCCGUGAAGCCAUAUCCGGGCUCCAACCCUGAGCUCAACCCCAUUGAUCUCUUCCGUUCCUACAUUACCCAGGAGCUUUCUCGGGUGUCUGGUAUUGAGCCCGCUAAAAUUUUCCCCGCUCUCGAAUGGACAAACACUUCUGACCGUGGAGAUUUGAUUAUUCCUAUCCCCCGUAUUACUCGGGAAAAGAACCACGAGGAACUUGCUGCCGAGUGGACAUCCAAAUUUGAAAAUGGACCCUACUUGUCUGAAGUUAUUGCCAAGGGCAAGUUCAUUCAGUUUUUCUUUAACCCUAGACUUCUGGGUGACAUUUCCAUUAAGGACAUCUUGCAAAAGGGUAAGGACUUUGGCAAGGCCGAGAUUGGCAAGGGCCAGCGUAUUGUUGUUGAAUUCAGUUCGCCCAACAUUGCCAAACCAUUCCAUGCAGGCCAUUUGCGUAGUACCAUUAUUGGUGGAUUUAUCAGCAACCUGCAUGAGGCACUUGGGUUUGAUGUUGUUCGAUUAAACUACCUUGGUGACUGGGGCAAGCAGUUUGGUGUUCUUGGUGUUGGAUUCCGCAAGUAUGGAUCUGAGGAGGCUCUUGAGAAGGACCCGAUCCAACAUUUGUUUGAUGUUUAUGUCAAGAUUAACCAAGAUAUUACAAGUGAAAAGGAGGCCCAGAUUGCUGCUGGUUCUACUGAUCCUCAGAGUGAGAUUGACAAUGAAGCUCGUGCAUUUUUCAAGAAGAUGGCAGAUGGUGAUGAGGAGAGCUUAAACUUGUGGAAGAAGUUCCGUGCUCUUAGUAUUGAGCGUUACAAGGCGACAUAUGAACGUCUCAACAUUUUCUACGACAGUUACUCUGGAGAGUCUCAAGUCAGCGAGGAGCGAUUGAAGGAGGUUACUAAGGAGCUUCAGGAAGCGAAUUUGAUUACUGAGGAUAAGGGAGCACUGCUUGUUGAUUUGACCAAGUACAAUAAGAAGCUUGGCAAGGCUAUUGUGCAGAAGAAGGAUGGUACUUCAUUGUACUUGACCCGAGACUUGGGUGCAGCUAUUGAUCGUCACCAAAAGUACAAGUUUGACAAGAUGUUUUACAUUAUUGCUUCACAGCAGGACCUGCACACUGCACAAUUUUUUAAGAUUUUGGAGUUAAUGGGGUACGAGUGGGCCAAGAAUUUGAAGCACAUUAACUUUGGUAUGGUUCAAGGAAUGAGUACACGAAAGGGUACAGUUGUGUUUUUGGACACGAUUCUUGAGGAGACUAAGAAUGCCAUGCACGAGGUGAUGAAGAAGAAUGAGGAGAAGUAUGCACAGGUGGAGAACCCUGAAGAGAUUGCUGAUCUUGUUGGUAUGUCUGCUGUUUUGAUUCAAGACAUGUCUGCUAAGCGAAUCAAUAACUAUGCGUUUAACUGGUCACGAAUGUUGUCCUUUGAGGGUGAUACUGGGCCAUACCUGCAAUAUGCUCACUCUCGUCUGCGAUCUGUGGAGCGUAAGGCUGGAGAGCUUAACAACAAGCAAGAACUUGAGGCUGCUGAUUAUUCGCUUUUGACAGAGCCAUGUGCUAUUGAGCUGAUUCGUUUGAUUGCGCAGUAUCCUGAUGUGUUGCUGAAUGCUUUGCGCACUUUGGAGCCAUCGACAGUUGUUACAUAUCUGUUUAAGCUGACGCAUACUGUGUCAUCUUGCUACGAUGUGUUGUGGGUUGCUGGACAAGAGAAGCCUCUUGCCCAGGCUCGUCUUGCAUUGUACUCUUCUGCUCGCCAGGUAUUGUACAAUGGUAUGAAGUUGCUCAAUUUGACACCUGUUGAUCGUAUGUAA